Messenger RNA from Staurois parvus, 264 nucleotides. Lineage: Eukaryota; Metazoa; Chordata; Amphibia; Anura; Ranidae. The record is from the annotation of a GenBank genome assembly.
GCUGUAACUAUGGGAUUGUUUAUUAAAACCUUUGGACCCAUAUUGGUGAUCCUCGGUGUGCUGGUGACAUUCUCCCUUGCCGAUUCUGUUCGGUUCCAGCCGACGGUCGCUGCAGCACCCACUUAUACACACCGCCAUUUUUAAUGCAGGAACGUGUGCAUUUGGAUUGUACACUUUCAGUGCCAUUAAAUGUAUGUAUGUAUGUAAAUGUGUAUGGAUUAUUUCUGGGGUAUAUGGAUGUAAUUUAGUGUCACUUUACAGAUA